This is a messenger RNA of Nematostella vectensis (starlet sea anemone), 4276 nucleotides long. RefSeq names its product calsyntenin-2. Gene Ontology annotation, biological process: positive regulation of synapse assembly; homophilic cell-cell adhesion; positive regulation of synaptic transmission. NCBI's taxonomy places the organism in Eukaryota, Metazoa, Cnidaria, Anthozoa, Actiniaria, Edwardsiidae. The coding region runs from base 129 to 3140 and encodes 1003 amino acids. Gene Ontology annotation, molecular function: X11-like protein binding; kinesin binding; calcium ion binding. Gene Ontology annotation, cellular component: cell surface; postsynaptic membrane. The transcript has 8 exons. The record is from RefSeq and is a predicted model, not a curated record.
UGUGACGUCACAAGUCUGCCGAAGCAGUCGAACUUUUCAUCGCUUUGGUUUCCCAGCUCAAAUUUCUAGAGUCGUUUUAUACGAAUUUGUUACAGUACAUGGUGAAUUUUUAGAAUAGACCGAUAGAAAUGUUGUCGUUCAAGGUCAUUCUAACGACCUUUUGUGUGCUAGCGGCAGCAAGCGCCGUUUCUGAGGGGAAAAAGAUUGCGAGAGAGUCAAAUUUUCAGUUUGUUGAAGACAGUUAUGGAAAGGCUCUAAGUGAGUACCAUGCAGUGAACAAGAAAGUGCUUCAUGUACGUGCAACCGGGGGAAAAGGGAAGAUAGAGUACUCUAUCAAGGAGAAGGACACUCCAUUCUCUGUAGAUGCUAAGGGCCAUAUUUGGCUCAUAAAAGCUCUCAACUCAGAUGAGAACAAGUUCUGUGAGUUAACAAUUAUUGCAAAAGAUGCAGAAAAGAGGGUCACAACAACUCGCGUACGAUUUGACAUAAUAAACAUGAACAAGCACAGGCCCCAGUUCAAUAAGCCUGAGAGCGAGCCAUAUAUCUGUGCAGUCACAGAAAAUACUCGUGUUGUCCGCAUUCUGCCCAAAAUCAAUGUCACUGACCAAGAUCGUGGAGAAGCAGGAAAGAUCAAGCGAAUUGAAGUUGCUGAGUCUGGGAUCCCCUUCAAGUUUAAUGUCAAUGAUGACGGUAGUGUCGAAGUUGUGGCUUUGAAAGAUUUUGAUGCUGAAAAGGAAAGUGGCUACUUAUUUGAUAUCAAGGCAUUUGAUGGCGGUGACCCAUCUAAGACUUCGAAACCUGUCCAAGUUGACUGCCGAAUUGUGGAUGUCAAUGAGUUCCCACCUACCUUUGAAAGCAACAAUGUUGUUGCUGUGGUUGAAAGAGGAAAAACUUACAAGAAAAUCCUGCAGCUGACAGCUACAGAUAAAGAUAUUGGCAAGGAGAAUGGAGUGGUCUGCAAGUAUGUGGUAAGAACAGCUGAUGUCCCAUUCAAGAUUACCAAUGAUGGUGUCUUGUACUUGGAUAAGCCACUCGGGAGUGAUGCCCCUGAAUACUGCGCAUUUGAAGUAGCUGCUGUUGACUGUGGUGGUAAAAUAUCAGUUGAGAAUGUUAACGUUCGGGUUGAUAUCAAAGAUUCCUGCAAACCAGGCUACAACAUGGACCAACUUCUUGGUAAGGUCUCCAUUCCGCAGUGUGUUGGUAAAGCCAUCAUCACCCCUGACCUAGAGCUGAACGAGUGUUCCAAAGAGAUUGGUGUGUCCAAGUUUGUGGCAAAGAUUAAGCUCAACUCAAAUGCUGGCAAGGGCUGUGACCGCCAGAGGUACAAGGCCUCUGACAUGUACCAGCUGUGUGGUGCUGAUAAAGUCAGAGAUCUCUUGCCAAGGUUUGGCCCUGGAAAGAGCUGGACCAAAAUCCUCCAGGAAGUCGAGAGUUUUUCAAAUGAUGAUGCAACAUUCUUCUUUGACGGAGAGAAAGACCAUGUUGACAUUCCUGAUGAUGUCUUCCCACAAAAGCUAGGGGAAGAGUUUACCAUUAGUUUCUGGAUGGCAACAAAAGACAAGAAGAAACGCAAGUCUGAUCAGGUUAUUCUGGACUCCUCAGAUGCAAACUUGCACAACCGCAUCCACUUUGCUGUCACCCUAAAGAAUCACAACCAACUUUCCAUCAUCCACCGCUUGGAGUCUUGGCAAGGCAAACAGAAUGAGUUCUUCAAGUCCACAUUCCUCUACAGACCCGACUUGUGGAAAAUCAACAUUGCUGACACCAAAUGGCAUCACUUCACAAUCUCUGUCAAUAGAUCACUUGUCAGCCUACACAUUGAUGGACAACAUGUGGGUCCCCAUAGGACAAUCCCUAACUUCCGCCUUCACGCCUCCAACACCAAGAGCCAUGCCGUGGUGGGGGCAGUGUGGAAGGGAAAGGAUAAGAAGUAUGAGAAGCACUUCCGUGGAUUCUUGUCUGGUAUGACCGUGAGACCCAACAAACUUACAUCCAAACAGACAAUUCGUUGCCUCAUGGGUUGCCGUGAACAUAUAAAUAUCGGCACCAGCCUUCCUCACGGCUUCACCGCCACUAUGCCCAGGUUUAACACCAUGGUGAUCAAAGGGACCGGGAGACCAGUAGACUUCCAAAAGAUCCUGCAGAACCUGGAGUACCAGAACGACCUUUUCACCCCAACCUCUGGGGUCCGCAACUUCCAGAUCGACACCACACAGAACGGUGUCAAGCUGGAGAAGAUCAGUGUUGACAUUGAACUUGAGAAGAACACUAAGCCAAAGAUUGUCCUUAUAGGCUGCGGGGAUGUGCAGGCAGACGAGGAGCGCAUUGCUGGUGUUGGAGUACCAGUCUGUAGGACCCUAACCCUCAGGUUUGAGGGCUGCAAAGCAAAGCGCGAAAGCCCAGUGAAUAAUGUCAUGUUCCUUGAUGAAGCGGUGAUCAAGGUAGAGCCUGCUCUCAGUCAGCACGAGUCGCUGAACUUCCCUGUUGGCGUCAGGGGCUCAACCAUCCUAGAUGACCUGGAGCUUGAGGCGUCUAAGACCGAUGAUGGCGUUGUGAUCAGGGGCGUGGCAGACUACAAGGCGUACGAGCGAGUACUAAGAGAGAUGACAUAUGUGAACAAGAAGCCGAAGGAACACCCAAGACACACCUUUAAGUUUCAUGUGUCUGAUCAGAAUGGCCGUUUCAAGAGUAACGAGAAAGUUCUCCAGAUCUCAACUCCCCGCGUGCGCCCCAUCAUGGCGAACAAGGUACGCCCCUUUAACCUGCAGCUGGGCAGCAGUGCGACCAGGGAAGAGAGAGCACCUGUCAAGGUGAUAGAUCGUGGCAGCAGGAUGCCCACUGGCCUCGUGCCCGCCAUAAUCGUGGCGAGUGCUUGUGUGUUCUUGGUACUCGUCGUGCUCGGCAUUUACCGACUCAGGAAGGGUGCCGUCAAGCUCGAGGUCCCUGCCAGUCAGGCGGAGAAAGAGGAGAUGUACUGGGACGACACAGGCCUGAGCGGCGUGCGCAUCACAGUGAACCCGCUCCAGAAAUUCCAAGAGCUCGACCUGAAUGAAGACAAUGACUCCGACAACGGACACAGCGACGAUGAGGACAGCCAGAUUGCCAAGAAGAGCCUGGAGUGGGACGAGAGCGACAUGUAAUGGCGCAGCAGCAGCAGCAUACAGUCAAUUGACAUAAGGUUAUCGUCAAUCAGCUGCGCUUACGCUUACGCUAACGCAUAACUUCAGACUUAUGCUGCAUUCACACGAAAACCAUGUCUAGUUAAACAAGGUUUUUUUUGCCUAAUAACUUGCCAAGUUUCCCAUUGUGUUGAAUUCUUACUAGCUAAAUGAUCACUUAGUAACAUGUACAGCAUAGUCUAUUCAGUGUUGUUCUUGGUUCUAUCCACUCUUGGGAGAUUGAGUUUUAAACCACCUUUAAACUUUAAAGUGCUGGUGUGAAUGCGUUUUUAGACGCGGUGGCUAAUAUAUGCAGCUAGGCGCUUCAGGGGUUUUUACCCAUGCUUACAUGCGGGCUUAUCGCGUAGUUGCGAAGCUGGUUGACGACAACCUUUUGUCAAUCGACUGUACACUCCUGGGCACAAGUGCUGCUCCCUUUGAGGCUUUAGUUUGUAAUUAGAGUCUCAGUGAUCGUGUUGCACUGGGAGUUUUGUAUAUGAAAACAAUCGGGUCGCACUUGAAAACAAGCGCUCGUUCAUUAGCUAAUUUGGUACUACACGAGUUAGUUUUAUUAACAAAGCUCAUUAUCUGAGCGUGAAGUUUUGAGUUUUAUGCAACUAGGGGUACAUGAUUUCUUCCAUGUUCGAGUCAGCUCUUUGAGCGUCGCGGUAUCCAUUUUUCGUCAAAAACUCGAGGAGUGGUUAUCCUCGCCUUUGCCCUGCAAGUCUUCGGGUGAUUGUGGCCCAAUAACUAUCCCUUGUAAUAUAAUUUUAUUUUGUAUAGUACCGUUAUUUUAUUAUAUUUUUUCCAUUUUUAGAAACAACAUAUGUAGCAGUUCAGGUAAAUGGAGGAUGUGAAGUUUUGUAUAUGCCAAGCUAAUACCUCAUGAACCUAUAUAUCUUUCCUCGUCUAGUGAACAUGAUAGAUACAUACGCAUAGCCAAGUCUUGUUUGGGGAUUUUUCAGUUAUGAUGAUUGCAUUUUUCUAAAAACGUUAUGUGCAUGCUAUCAUGCUAUGUUUUCGCCUGUACUAGUUAUAUGUUGUAUCUAAUAUUUAUGACAAGUAUAAUCGCAUGUAAGCAAUUCAGCACUGGAUGUGAAAUAAAACUCAUAAAAGAC